Molecule: messenger RNA, 1257 nt
Organism: Anoplopoma fimbria (sablefish)
Lineage: Eukaryota; Metazoa; Chordata; Actinopteri; Perciformes; Anoplopomatidae
Product: hyaluronidase PH-20-like
Exons: 6
Coding region: 1-1257 (418 amino acids)
Biological process (GO): hyaluronan catabolic process; carbohydrate metabolic process
Cellular component (GO): acrosomal vesicle
Molecular function (GO): hyalurononglucosaminidase activity
Source: RefSeq, a predicted model, not a curated record
AUGUUUCUGCUGCAGGUCCCAGGCCAGUUUCUGUCUCUGUUCUACACAAACCGAUUGGGUCUUUACCCACAUGUAGACCUUGCUAAAAGGAAACAGUUCAAUGGUGGCAUCCCUCAGAGGGGUAACCUGAAAGCCAGUAUGAACAAGGCCAGAGAAGAUAUUAACUACUACAUUCCAUCCAAGACUAGCAAAGGCCUUGCUGUGAUAGACUGGGAGGAAUGGCGCCCUCUAUGGGACAGAAACUGGGGCUCUAAGAGAAUCUACCAGGCUUUAUCUGUGGCACACCUUAUGCAGACGAACCGCUCCCUGACAGUACGUCAGGCCACAGAGAAAGCCAAACAACACUUCCAGGUGGCAGCUAAGAGUUUCAUGUCAGAGAUAUUGGCAAUGGGCAGAGCUAUGAGACCCAACUAUCUCUGGGGCUUCUACUUGUUUCCUAACUGCUACAACUAUGGCUGGGAGAAGCCACACUACAAAGGCAGAUGCUCCAAGGAGGUGAGGAGGCAGAAUGACGAGCUGCUCUGGCUUUGGGAGUCCAGCACUGCCCUCUACCCCUCUGUCUACUUGCAGGUCUCUCUGGCAGACAAUCCCAAGGCUGCUCUAAUGGUGAGAAACCGUGUCCAGGAAGCUUUGAGAGUAUCUGCCCUGUCCAGACGGAGUGGCACUGCGCCCGUGUUUGCUUACAUGCGACCUGUCUUUGUUGAUCAGAACAGACGCUUCCUCAGCCGGGGAGACUUGGUCAGCACCAUUGGGGAGAGUGCAGCAGUGGGAGUGUCUGGCGCUGUGCUGUGGGGGGCCAGCGCUGACUAUGAUGACCAGACGUCCUGUGCAGCCCUCUCCUCCUACCUCUCCUCCACCCUCAACCCUUACAUCACCAAUGUCACCGUAGCCGCCCAGCUCUGCAGCAACUUCCUGUGUCGAGGGAAUGGCCGCUGUGUCCGCAAAAACUACAACUCCAAUCACUACCUCCAUCUAAACCCAGAGAACUUCAGGAUCCUGCAUGUGCAGAAACGCUACCUUGUCCUAGGGAGACCUAGCCUCCCAGACCUGAAGGCCUUGAGGAGGGGGUUUACCUGUCAGUGCUACAAAGAACUGAGCUGCUCACCCAGGACGUACAGAGAGCUAGCCAAGGCCCUGGCAUUGAUUGUGAAACAAGGGCUGUACCAGAAGUUUCACACUCUGAAUAAAGUCAUGUUAGAUGAUGCGCAAGAAACCAGUAUUACCAAGGACAAUGUUAAAAAGAACUUGAGAGUUUAG